Messenger RNA from Staurois parvus, 339 nucleotides. Lineage: Eukaryota; Metazoa; Chordata; Amphibia; Anura; Ranidae. The record is from the annotation of a GenBank genome assembly.
AGCCGAAGAUGUCGGCUCGGUCUUGUGAUCAGCUGUGUCCAAUCACAGCUGAUCACAUGGGACAUGUACACAGAUCAUCAGAGCACUGAUGAUCAGUGUGCCCUGAUGAUCUGUGUAGCCCCAGCAGUGCCACCUGUCAGUGUCCAUCAGUGCCAGCUCUCAGUGCUCACCGUGCCACCUGCCAGUGCUCAUCAGUGCCACAUUUCAGUGCCCAUCAAUGCCACAUAUCAGUGCCCAUCUGAGCUGCCUUUCAGUGUCGCCCAUCAGUGCCACCUAUCAAUGCCAGUCAGUGCCACCUAUCAGUGCUGCCUAUCAGUGCCACCUAUCAGUGCCAGUCAG